UCCUUUCGAACGUGGCAGCACAUGACUGGCCGGAUCCACCUUCCUCUGGUCCCAUUCAGUGACUCCUGUAACCUGAUUGGGGCCCAAAGAUCGGACGUGUCCCCACCUUCGAACAUUCAAUAUACGGCCCUGAUUGAUUGAUGUUUUGACACACCCAUGCACUUAGAAGCACCGGAGUCGUCAAUAGAGCAUUUUGGGUCAUAAAAUAUUGGAUUAAUAGCGCUUACUGUUGUUUAAAGUAAGCGCUAACCAGAAGACGUCUCAAUUCCCUUACAAUAAUAUGUACGGAAUUUGACACAGAGAGAGAGAGAGAGAGGGAGAGAGAGAGAUGGGAAGGGCAUUUGUGUAUGUGAUUCUGGGGGGAGGGGUGGCAGCUGGGUAUGCAGCGCUUGAAUUCACAAAGAGGGGGGUCUCUCAGGGUGAACUCUGCAUAAUCUCUGAAGAAUCAGUUGCGCCUUAUGAGAGACCUGCAUUAAGCAAAGGAUUUUUACUUCCUGAAGCUCGUUCACCCCUUUCAUCAUUUCAUACAUGCGUUGGUGAUAAUGAGGAAAGGCUAACCCUUAAGUGGUAUAAGGAACACGGAAUUGAAUUAGUUCUUGGAACUCGAAUCAAGUCGGCCGAUGUAAGGCGUAAGACAUUAUUAACAGCUGCUGGGGAGACUAUAAGUUACAAGAUUCUCAUCAUUGCUACAGGUGCUCGGGCUUUGAAGCUUGAAGAAUUUGGAGUGAGUGGAUCAGAUGCUGAAAAUGUGUGCUAUCUACGAGAUUACAAUGACGCAAAUAGGAUUUUAAACUUGAUGCAAUCCUGUGCUGGUGGGAAUGCUGUUGUCAUUGGUGGUGGCUACAUUGGAAUGGAGUGUGCUGCAUCUUUGGUGAUUAAUAAAAUAAAUGUAACCAUGGUUUUCCCAGAAGCACAUUGCAUGGCUCGUUUGUUUACUCCCAAGAUUGCAAGUUAUUAUGAAGAUUAUUACAAGUCCAAAGGAGUACAAUUCAUUAAAGGAACUGUUUUGUCAUCAUUUGAUAUUGACUCCAAUGGGAAGGUCACUGCCGUUAAUCUUAGAGAUGGAAGUCAGCUACCUGCAGACAUGGUGGUUGUGGGUAUAGGAAUCCGUCCAAACACAAGCUUGUUUGAAGGCCAACUAACUUUGGAUAAGGGUGGGAUCAAAGUGAAUGGAAAGUUGCAGUCGAGCAACAGCUCAGUCUAUGCUGUUGGUGAUGUUGCAGCAUUUCCAGUUAAACUAUUUGGUGAAACUCGCAGGCUUGAACACGUGGACUCAGCUCGAAAGACUGCAAGACAUGCUGUUGCUGCAAUAAUGGAACAUGAAAAAACGGGUGAAUUUGACUACUUACCUUUCUUUUACUCCAGAAUCUUCACAAUGUCUUGGCAGUUUUAUGGGGACAACUCGGGGGAAGUAGUCCAUUUUGGGGAUUUCUCAGGAAGUACAUUUGGGGCUUACUGGGUAAGCAAAGGUCACCUCGUUGGAUCUUUCCUUGAAGGUGGAACCAAAGAAGAGUACAACGCUCUAGCCAAGGCCACCAGGCUCAAGCCCGCGAUUGAAGACCUGGCUGAGAUGGAAAGGCAGGGUUUGAGCUUUGCAUUGACGGUUAGUCAGAAACCGCUGCCGUUGCCGCCUGUCGAUGUUAGCGGUUCUGGUGUUGUUCUGGGAAGACCAAUUUAUGCUUUCCAUGCAGCUGCUGGUGUUAUUGUGGCUUCUUCAAUAGCUGCAUUUGCAUACUGGUAUGGGAGGCGGCGCAGAAGGUGGUAAACAAACUGUUUUGGUUGUGGUGACAGCUGAAAGGCUAUUGGUGUUGCUCAUUACAAUCUGUGUAACCGCGUUAUAGCAUUCAUAGGGCUAGGAGAUUUUUAGUACUUGAUCGUAGCUGAUCAUUGUUGUUCCACAAUAUUAUUUAAUACAAAAUUACAUAAUCUUUAUAGAAAAUUGGUAGUUUCUCUGAUA
Molecule: messenger RNA, 1957 nt
Organism: Corylus avellana
Lineage: Eukaryota; Viridiplantae; Streptophyta; Magnoliopsida; Fagales; Betulaceae
Gene: MDAR4
Product: monodehydroascorbate reductase 4
Cellular component (GO): cytoplasm
Molecular function (GO): oxidoreductase activity, acting on NAD(P)H
Source: RefSeq, a predicted model, not a curated record